AGGGUUUGCGUUUUAUUGGAUGCUGUUUGUAGGUAUAUAUAGUGUUUGAGAUGAUUUAUGCUAUUGCCUAUUGGUAAAAUUCAAUUCGGUUGUUUUUGUUGGAAGUUUCAAAUUGUUAGAGUUUAUUGUUACAUGAGACGUCAAUUGCUAAUUUUUAAUGUGUAUAGGGGAUGUCAUGUAAUGUUAGAUAUAUUUUGGAAAAUACACACACCACUCGUGUUAUAAUAAUAAAUUGGAGAUCUGCUGUUCUGGAAAAGAAGAAAGAAAAUGGUUAAGAAAGUGGAGAUAUUGGGGUGCGUUGCAAUAUGUUGAACUGUAUUCUACUCCUAAAUGUAUAGGGUUAGAUGCUUAAAGAGAAAAGCUGUUGUUUGCCGACUAGUGAGGUAAACUGACAGAGAAGGAAAAUACAAGGGGAAUUAUAAAAAGAAGGAAAGCAAAGUUGACAAUGACGAGUGAUGGGAAGAUCAACCAGCAUAAAUGAGUAAAUCAGAGAAAUGAUUUGAUUGUUGUAAUUAAGAAUUAACCUGCUCCAAGGUUUUAUUAUACUCCCUCAUCUCAGUUUGUCAAAGUCUAUAAUUAUGCAUGUCUGGAAUUAAAAGUGAAACAAUUUUUUAGUGAUUGGCAAUAUGUCCCUCUCAUGAUUUAAUGAGGCAUUGAAAAAUUUUUGUUCGCUCGAGUCUGUGAUGAAAAUUUUGGUUUUAUUGAUUCUAUUGACUUAAGAUCUUGUGUGAAAGUGCUCAAGUCAAAGGUAUUACCAUCGGAUUUUUUGGUACUUUUUUUGUUGCUUUUUCUUUUUCUUUUUUAAGUUAAUAUAUUGUUUUAAGUAUGCAGAUUGAAGAGUAACGCUCACCACUUAAAUCACACUCCACAUUCUUCAGUUUUCCUAAAUUUUCUUGGAUUAGGGGUUUUCCUCAGGUUGCUCAUUUAUUUUUCUAUUCAUUUGAUGCAGAACGGGAAUUAAAUUAUUGUAAAUAUGGCAUUUUGGAGUAGACUGAAGCGAACGCAACUUAUAUUUCUUUCAACCCGAUUCAAGAGAUCGUCUUUUCAGAUUCACGGUCCAAUUGCUGUUGAUAAUCUUACUUCACGUACCGGCAUUCCGAUUAUAAAUAACUCAAAUUCGAUCUUGCAUAAUAUCCAAUUGCAUUUUGCCAACAACGUCAGAUUCUUUGCAGCACCCGUUCAGGCUAAAGAGAAGAAGGAAGAGAAAGAUACCAGUGGGCCUAGAUUGAAUGAGCAAGUCACGGCCCAGUUCAUUAGGCUCGUUACUGAUGAAGGUAUGGCUUAAAAGAUAUUGGAAUUU
This is a messenger RNA of Olea europaea var. sylvestris, 1300 nucleotides long. Its product is annotated as translation initiation factor IF3-1, mitochondrial-like. The record is from RefSeq and is a predicted model, not a curated record. The coding region runs from base 974 to 1285 and encodes 103 amino acids. The transcript is spliced from 2 exons. NCBI's taxonomy places the organism in Eukaryota, Viridiplantae, Streptophyta, Magnoliopsida, Lamiales, Oleaceae.